AUGGGUAACUGCGCAUAUUGCAGAAAAGGCUGAACUAAAGCACAAUCAUGGCUUCCUGAUUCAAAAUCAGCAGAAACUAUGGACAUAAAAUUAAUAUGCAAUACCGAAGCUGAGGAAAGCAAGACUGGAGACAGUUCAUUUAAUUUACACAAUCGAAGAACCAAAAUUCGAAAUCUGCAAAAAAUAAGCACACACCACGAUAUCACCGAGGCUGCAAAUGCCAUUAUAAGCGAAAAAGCAAAAGAUCGAGAAGAAAAAGACAAGAUUAGAACAGUUCUUAACAGUAUUUUUAUAUUUAAUACUUUAUCUGUGGAAAAUAUUGAAGAAACUAUCACAAAAUUAAAAUAUUACGAACUUGAGCCCAGCCAAAUGGUAUAUGCUCAAGGAAGUUCUGGGACACACUUUUUCAUUGUUGCAGAAGGAAAGCUCGAAAUUUUGGUAAAUGGAGAGUUCAAAGGAUUUCUAAAUAAAAGUGAUGCAUUCGGAGAAGCUGCAUUAAUUCAAGAAACUCCUAGGUCGCACUCUGUUUUUACGACUACCAAAACAAUGCUAUGAGGUAUCAGCAGAACAGAUUUUCGCUCAAUAGUUGAGUUUAUGAGUGCUAAAAAAUAUAUGGAAAAUAAGAGUUUUGUAGACAGCGUGCCACUUUUUCAGAUUUUGACACCAGCCCAAAAGGAUGGGUUAUUGGCUGUUAUUUCAAUACAAGUAUUUGAGCCUGGCUUAAAAAUUGUGACUCAAGGAGAAGAAGGUGAUUUAUUUUAUAUUAUUAAAGAUGGGACAGUCAGUUGUGUUGUGGACGGCAAAGUAAUAAGACACAUGUCUAGAGGAGACUAUUUUGGUGAGCAAGCAUUGCUUUAUAACAGCAAAAGAACUGCAACAAUCAUCUCAUUAAGUAGGGUUUCAGUGCUCAAUAUCAAAAGAGAUGAUCUCACUUACUUACUUAAGAAUUAGAAGGCGUCUGCUGUUUUGAUUACGCAGUCACCAAGGACCCUUUAUCCGAGGGUUCACUAGCUUUGCGCCGUCUUCGGAUCCACCUUGUUAGAGUUGGGGUAAUGGUUCACCGGCCCCUAAGUUCUGACACUACCUUUCCUCUUCUUCAGGGCCCUGAGGCAUGGAAUCCCUGAAGUGAGAUUUCACCUGGAUGUCUAUUCCUCUCCUUGUGGCUUGAGUGUUGAGUGGGCGGGCUAUGGACUUCUGCGGCAUGCUGCUUGGGUUGACGAAAGUUGACCAUUCAGAAAUCACAAAAAAUGGAAUUUCUGGUGACCUCUCGGCAAAUGGGGAAAACCCAGAUCCUGGGACGUAACCCCCAGUUUUCACGCUAGGCAGUUGCCCGAUUGGUCUAGGUGUUCCCUGUAGGCCUUGCUGGGCUUGCCCUUUCCAAACCUGAACCUCUCCUCCCUCACGAGGUAAAAUCCAUUCUGGUGGUUGAGCAUGGGCCAGGCUCUGCUCUGCAGAAUUGCUUACCAGGCAUUGAUGCUCAUUUCCGGAAUGGCAAAACCUUGCCGGAUAUAAUUAAAAUAUGUGCUCGGAAGCUGUGGCCAGAGGCCAUGCUAGGGUGGAGACGCCAUAUUUUAAUUAAGAGAUGAUCUCACAAAUGUACUUGGAAAUCAGCUUGAGCUUAUAAUUUAUAAGAACUCUCAACGAAUUGCUAUAGAAAACAGCCACUACUUAAAAGUCCUAACCAAGUCUCAAAUCGAGCUAAUGAUUAACCAUACAUGCUAUAGAGGCUAUAAAAACAGAGAAGUUGUUAUACCUCGUGGCACACAAAAAGGUGAAAAAUUAUUAAUAAUUGUGAAAGGAUCAUUAAUAACUUCAAAAACAGGAAAAAAAGUUCCAUGCUUAAGCUGCAUCGGGGAUCAAGAAUUAUUAUUGCCACCUGCAGGGAUUUAUGAAGAAAAUUACAUUGCAAAUGGGCCAGUUGAUAUAGAAGAAAUCACAAGAGAAUAUUUUGAAAGGUGCAUAGGAGGACAAUUGAAUAAAAUAAGUUCACAAAAUGAGGUUUUAAAUAUCAUGAAAAAGACGCAGCUAUUUAGAGCUUUACCGAAUAAUAAAUUGGAACAGAUGGUAAACGCUUUAUACAUACAAAAUUAUGGAGACAAAGAAGUGAUUUUUUAUGAAAAUUCAUGUGGAGAUGCGUUCUAUAUAGUAAAAGAAGGCCAAGUAGACAUUGUUAAGGAUAAUGCUACACUCAGAACAAUUACUAAUAAUGAUUAUUUUGGAGAAAGAUCAAUUCUUGGAAAUGAAAAAAGAACUGCAAAUGCUAUUGCUAAUGGCCCAGUGCAAGUGUGAGUUUUAAGCAAAGAAGACUUUUUGCUAAUAAUUGAUGAAGGCAUACGAGGCCAGCUUAUAAAGCGAAUGUACCUGCAAGAUAACACAAUCUCAUUGGCUGAUUUAGUCCCUGUAAAGCUUCUAGGUAAAGGAACUUUUGGCAACGUUUUUCUUACAGUGCACAAGAAAUCGCAAAUCCCUUAUGCACUUAAUAAAAAAUAAAUGGUGACGUUGAAGUAAGAAGGACUCCGAGGCACACACUCCUUAUGGUGAGGUAGACUCAUCCUGAUGAAGUAGAAACUAGUGCCUCUGCCACUUUUGAGUAGGUCUUCAGGUUUAAGAAUGCCUACCGAAGAGCAAGGCUUUGUUUCUCUCCGAAGUUUCUCUAUCCUGCCAGAUGGGUUAGAAUGGUUUUGCCUACUGCAUGAUGACCUUCUCUCAUCGGGAUCAUCGAAUCACUCUAAGAUGGCGCCUCUGUCCUAGGAAGUUGAUCCUUUGGUAAGGUAGUUCAGGUCGGAACUCCAAAAAGGUAAUCUUUGGACCAAUAAAAUUGACUGCCAAUGCGCUUGCCCGCUUAUGACCAGCAUAGCCUUUAAUUUUAACAUUAUGCACUUAAAACUGUUAGUCGAGCAAAAAUCCGUGCCUAUGAAAUCUAUAAUAACCUUAUCCUUGAGAGAAAUAUUUUAUUACAAAUAGAUCAUCCUUUUAUCAUGAAAUUGGUCAAAACAUUCAAAGACCGUGACAGAAUUUACUAUUUAACUGAAUUCGUCAGAGGAAAUGAUUUAUUUGAUGUAAUAAAUGAUCUAAGGAUUAUGAAUGAUAAAAAUGCAAGAUUCUACGCAGGAUGUUUACUGAUCAUUUUAGAGCAUUUGCAUGAAAGAAACAUCAUAUAUCGAGAUUUAAAGCCCGAAAAUAUAAUGAUUGAUGAGGAUGGAUAUCCUAAACUCAUUGAUUUCGGGACUGCUAAAAUUGUUGAUGGGAGGACGUAUUCCAUUAUUGGAACACCACAUUACAUGUCUCCAGAAGUUAUCAAAGGGGGAGGAUAUGGGCUUUCAGCAGAUUUAUGAUGCUUAGGAGUGAUCAUUUAUGAAGUUAUAUGUGGUAGAAUGCCUUUUGGAGAUGAAGAAGAUGAACCUUUCACAAUUUACGAAAAAAUUCUUAAAAAUAAGUUAUCAUUUCCUCCUUUUAUUGAGCAUAAAGCAAAAUCAAAGUUUAUUAUUGAGAAGCUUUUAAAUAAAAAUCCUGCGUUAAGAGGGGAAAUAGAUUGACUUAAAACCCAUAUCUGAUUUGAAGGAUUGAACUGGGAUAAAUUGCUUGGGAAACAAGAAAUUGCUCCGUAUAUUCCAAAGCUGAAUAGCCUAUCAUUCGAAAUUACACGUGCAUUUAAGAUUAACAGCCAGCUUUAUAAAAUGAUUGCAGUAAUAUAUAUUUAGAAAGAAGAAAUAAUUGACUCUCAUGAUAUACCGAAAUUUGGAAAGCGCUCACCAUCCGGAUGGGAUGAUGCCUUUUAG
Molecule: messenger RNA, 3779 nt
Organism: Blepharisma stoltei
Lineage: Eukaryota; Ciliophora; Heterotrichea; Heterotrichida; Blepharismidae
Source: the annotation of a GenBank genome assembly